Polyodon spathula (Mississippi paddlefish) is the source of this 1279-nucleotide messenger RNA. Its product is annotated as clathrin light chain A-like. Gene Ontology annotation, molecular function: structural molecule activity; clathrin heavy chain binding. The record is from RefSeq and is a predicted model, not a curated record. NCBI's taxonomy places the organism in Eukaryota, Metazoa, Chordata, Actinopteri, Acipenseriformes, Polyodontidae. The transcript has 7 exons. Gene Ontology annotation, cellular component: plasma membrane; clathrin coat of trans-Golgi network vesicle; postsynaptic endocytic zone cytoplasmic component. Gene Ontology annotation, biological process: clathrin coat assembly; intracellular protein transport; clathrin-dependent endocytosis. The coding region runs from base 175 to 915 and encodes 246 amino acids.
CGCCCCGCUCGCAUAGCUAAUUCCUGGUUGGUUGAUUUUGUGUUUAUGUUUCAAUCUUCUUCCAUCCUCUGCUUGCGGUUUUAAUCUGCCAGCUCCGACCUCUUUCCCGGCUGACAGACUGCCUGGCUUUAGUUGUUUUAAUUUAUCUGGAAUACUAAUUUAUUUAGUUCAGAUAUGGAUGAUUUCGAUUUAUUAAACGCACUACAGGCCCCCGCAGGGAACGGCGUCGGAGACGAGGAGGACCCCGCUGCUGCUUUCCUGGCCCAACAGGAGAGCGAGAUCGCGGGGAUCGAGAACGACGAAGGUUUCAACAUCUUGGACAGCGGAGAGGUACCGUCCUCUCUCGGCAACAGCCUGACCGGUGACCUCAACCAGGGCUUAACUGAUGCCAUUGAUGGAGCAGUGAAUGGAGAUCUGCAUGAGGAGUGCAAUGGCCCAUCUGACACCUAUUCAGCGAUUUCACAGGUUGAUCGGCUACAAUCUGAGCCAGAGAGCCUUCGAAAGUGGAGAGAGCAACAGCUGGAGCGUCUGGAGCUCUUGGAUGCUAACUCCCGCAAACAGGAAGUAGAAUGGAAGGAGAAGGCUAAAGUAGAUCUGGAAGAAUGGUAUUGCAGGCAAGAUGAGCAGCUAGAGAAAACAAAAGUCAACAACAGGGUGCAAGAUGAAGCUUUCUACAAACAACCCUUCGCUGACCUGAUUGGUUAUGUCACAAACAUAAACCAUCCUUGCUACCGCCUAGAACAGGCAGCAGAGGAGGCCUUGGUGACAGACCUCGACGAGAACAGUCCAGGCACUGAAUGGGAGCAUGUGGCCCGUCUCUGUGACUUCAACCCUAAAUCCAGCAAGCAGGCAAAGGACGUGUCCCGUAUGCGUUCUAUUCUAAUCUCUCUUAAGACGUCCCCUCUGGUCCACUGAAGGGCACAAAGCAAAAAGAAACGCUGCUAUUACUACUAGCAUUGUAAUAUUUUAACUUUCAAACUCAGAAACUUGUGGUUGUAGUAUAUGAAUCCCCCUUUUAAUUAUGUUGAAAUGUCCUUUUUAUUUUUAGUUUCGGGACCAAAACUUCAUUGUGCAUUUACCAGUAUUGCUGAUUAAUGUUUGUGAUUGGAUGUUGUACGAUGUGAGCAUUGUUUUCUCCCCUGAAUGAAGUAAUUAAGAAAUGUUAAAAUAAAUAGUUGUUCCAGACCCAAGCUGUAUUCCUCAUGUGUUGCUUUUGUCUGCAUUCCAGCGUCUGUCAUGAUUGAGUAAUCUAGUAUCAUAAAAAGUUUUUGAAACACUG